AUGUAUCGAAAUAAAGAGACGGCCCGUGAGAAGCACAACCGACUGAUCAAGAACUUUGACAACUUAGCCAAAACGCUACAAGCGUCCAAAGCAAUGCAAAUGCGAUUUACGCUAUUACCUGAGAAAGCAAUAAAUAAUGUAACAAAAGCUGGCGUUCGAGACAUGAAUCUGGGGCCUAUGGGAACAAAUAGCAAACCCGUUGGUGCAAACGUAAUACGUUUCAACAAUCCAAGCCCUGAAACAAAAUCUGACUAUCAUCGACUUUUCAUAGAUCCAAAAGGCGUGUCCAACAAGGCUAACUACCACAAAGAGCUCUCGGCGGGCACGAUCAAAGCAGCUGAAAACAUUCAAACGGGCUUAAAGUGGACCGGAAAGGGAUUGCUCGUUGUGUCUAUUAUGACCACUGGUGUUCGAAUCGGCAAGGCAAUUUAUGACGAAAUAGACAUUGAUAGCGAAAUUGCAGCUUUAGAAAACAUUAUCGACACUCUAAAGGAGGAUUUGAAGAAGGGCGGAUUGAAGAACAAACGAGACACGGAGAAUGCACUUAUAUUUGCCGAAGGUAUCUUGGACGAUGCGCGCGAUUGCAAGCGCAACCCGGGAAAGAAGACCGUCCUCACAAGCCUAUGUAUUGGUGGAGAGUGGUGUGGCGCCGCGACGUUAGGCUACGCUGGUGCCCAGGUAGGCGCAGCGGUUGGCGCCCCCGGUGGCCCAGUGGGCGCAGUUGCAGGUGCUAUCACUGGCAGUGUGGUUGGCGCUAUUGCUGGCUCGGAAUUGGGCGCAUCUGCGGUGGAGAACUUUCGCUGUGACGAAAAUGGCAUUGGCACCGAAAUGCAAGGCUCACUACUGGACAUUCACAACGCUCAUGUCCUGGACCUGGACGCCAAUGUGUACGUCGGUGUAGAGGGCGUAGAGGUUGGCGCACGAGGAGCUCUUUUUCAGAUUUCAGAUAAAGAUAAAAGUUUAACUUAUGGAAAAGCAGGCGCCAACUUUGGCAUUACCGAUAAAGGCGUUGAUGUGGGUGUUGAAGGCAAAGUGGCUUGGCUCGAGCACGAAACAAAAGACUCAAAAAUUGGCUUCGGUCUAAAUGUUGACACUGAAAUUAAAGCAGAUGAGCGAAACUUUCAAGCGUCGGUUUUGGGCUUUGGCUUUUCCUCGGGAGAUGACGGCUUUGGAUUACAUAUACCGUUUUGUUCUUAUACGUGGAAGUGA
This is a messenger RNA of Medioppia subpectinata, 1209 nucleotides long. The record is from the annotation of a GenBank genome assembly. NCBI's taxonomy places the organism in Eukaryota, Metazoa, Arthropoda, Arachnida, Sarcoptiformes, Oppiidae.